AUGCAAACACCAGCCAACACAAGCACGUUCACCACUUCAUACACAAAUAAGCCAAAAACACAAGCCUCUCAACUUGCCGACUACACCACCAUCAGGCCACAUUACUCGUUCUCUCCACCCAUUGGGUCGGGAGGUGGGAACUCCUAUGCGAUCACCGGUCAGGGAAGGAUCACCGCCUUGAGAGUUUGGGAAAACUAGAAUAGCUACAUCCGAGGCAUCCAGUUCCAGUACAGAUACCUCUCGUCCUCUGGUGUUGGCUACACAUACGGAGACGCCCAGGAACUUCAGCUGUACGACGGAGAAGCCGUCAUCCAGAUUUCUGGGAAGCAUUCCUCCUAUCUGCAGUCUAUCGUCUUCACAACCAACCGGAGCCGCUCCCUGUAUGUGGGUCAGCCGUCCGGUACUUCCUUCAACAUGUACCCGGAUCGCCCCGAGGCCGAGCUGAUCUUCAUCAGCGGCCAUGUGAGCGGAGGCCUCACCUCCUUGGGAUCCCACUGGGCGAUUGUCUACAGCUACAAAAUUUUAUUUUCUUUGUGAAAAAAGUACAACGAACCAAUCAUCACUUCAUUUUCAUUUCAAUUUUAGAAUUCAGAACAAAGAAAAACAUGCAACUUUUACACUUUUAUUGAUUACUUGUUUUUGAUAAGUAUCUAUUGAAGGAAAUGUGUAGACAUUUUUAAAGAAUCAUCAUUUUAUUUUUAUUUAGUAGGUUUUAAAAUAAAAUAAAAAAUUACAUGCUGCAAAAAAAAAUGGAUGCAAACAUUUACUUCUGCAGGAUGUUUAUAUUUGUGAAAAAUGGUUUUUAAAAAGCAAAUAUCCAAACCUAAUGGCAAGAAAAACAGAUCUAACAAAAAUUAUACUCAUAACAUGCGAUCUUUUUAAAAUAUGUGUUUUUGUAAAAGUGCCAGGAGAAAAAAUUAAACAAAUAAAAUAAAAAAUUGAACAUUUAUUUCUAAAAUAAAUGAUUUGAUUUAUUUGGCAUUAACAAACAUUGUUUUUAUCCACAUUUUGUUAGGAACAAGGGAGCCGCUGAAUAAUAUGUCAAUGUCAAAUUUAUUUAUAAAGCAUUUUAAAACCAGGUUUAAAGUGCUGCACAAAAACAAUAAAACAAUAGAAUAAGUUGAUGAAAAGAGAAAAAGAAGAAAUAAUAAUACAAAAAAUAAGGGUAAUAAUAAAAAGUAAAUAAAAUAAAUAUAAAACAUCACAACGGAAAAGUUACAGUACCAAGCCUCAAUUAAAGGCCAACGAAUGAAAAUAAGUUUUAAGAAUCAAUUUAAAAUAAUCCAGACUGUGAGCAGAUCUAAUCUGGUGAGAUUAGAAAAGAAGCAGCAACGGAGAACGUCCGAUCUGCUUUGCUCUUAAGUCGGGUCCGAAGAACUUUCAGCAGCAACUGAUUAUUGGAUCUUAAAGUUCUGGACACAGAGCGAAGAUUCAAAAGAUCCUGGAGAUAUAAGAGGCCAACACAUUUAAAACUCUACAUGUUGUUAAAACGAGACACAUAGUUUUCUUUCUUUUUAAACAAAAAUCUGACUGUGAAUUUGAUAGAUUUUUUCUCUUCCAACACUAAUUAUGCAGUUUUUUGUACUCUCAAAUUUAAUAAAUUAGUUCUUAUUUAACGAUUAUUGCUGGUUUUGUGUACUUUUGAUUUAAAAAAAUAGCCAAGAUACAAAUCAGGUUAUUAUUUUUUGAAAGUGUGUGAA
Messenger RNA from Xiphophorus maculatus (southern platyfish), 1700 nucleotides. RefSeq names its product zymogen granule membrane protein 16-like. The record is from RefSeq and is a predicted model, not a curated record. NCBI's taxonomy places the organism in Eukaryota, Metazoa, Chordata, Actinopteri, Cyprinodontiformes, Poeciliidae. The transcript has 3 exons.